UGUCAGGAUCAGCAGCAGAGAGCUACGGACACACUUUCUGAAUAUAUUAUCUUGUUAUUUAUAACGAUACACUGCCGCGCUGUUGAAUAGUUUAUGUCAUAGUUUUAACGUUCAGAAAUAGCGACGAGGCGUGGAUAUUAGGGUAGCGUUUGAAAAGAAAGAAAGAACGAACGAAAGAGGGGAAAAGACUGACCGCUGGAUUUAAUUUCCAACUGGAAUGCUGUUGUUGAUAGAGAACGGGCGGUGUGUGUGUGUGUGUGUGUGUGUGUGUGUUUGUGUGUGUGUGAAAGAGUGUGUGUUUGCGAGGUAAGUGUGUAGCGGGCUAUGCCUCGUCUCUUUGGUCUCUGGUCCUGGAUCGUGUGAAUUCCCCGGGCUCCAGUUACUAAACUACCCGGCAGACAGCAGCCUCAGUCCGGCCACAGGGAGGGGAACACUAGCUCAUGUAGUCUCUGUUCUUUAUCCUCUCCCCCAUACCCCUCCAUACCCCUCUCUCCGGGCUCAGAGGAAAUGAGGACACAGUGGAUAGCGGAGGAACGAGGAGGAGUUUCAGGUGGGAUUAUAAACUUGUUUUGACUUUUGCUUUGAUCCUGGGGACUUCAGCGUUUUUGGCCUUAGGUUAAAUAAUUAACGCUAACCUUAAAAAAACAAAAAACUAACUACGGAUAAAAGAGGGAAUAUGACCGGUUGUUGAUGAUGACUGCUGACCUCGCGGAGACCGAGUUAACUGCUUUUCGUGACUGAUGUGGGUGGCGCGGCGUGCCGACACUGGACCUAGCUGACACCCCACCGGGACAGAGGUUCUGAUCGGUGAUCAAUAAUCCAGGAGAGUAACGGGAGUACCUGGCCGGUAUGGAGCGGCGCGGGGGCAGUUUGAGCACCGUGACCGUGUUGUGGCUCGUGCUGAUCGAGCUGGUUCUGUCACCUUGUAUGGCAGAGGAAGAAGUGGUAAUGAACACUAAACUAGAGACGUCAGAUCUACGAUGGACCGUUUACCCACACACAGACUCUGAGUGGGAGGAGAUGAGUGGUCUGGAUGAUGAAGGGACCAGCGUGAGAACCUAUCAGCUGUGUCCUGGAGACAGCAGCACCUCUCAUUGGCUUAGGAGCCGGCUGAUCCCCCGAAGGACUGCCUCCGUGCUCUACGUAGAGAUACGGUUUACGAUGAUGGAGUGUUCGUCUCUUCCCUUCAACUCCCACCGGUCCUGUAAAGAGACGUUCAACCUGCACUACUAUCAGACAGACACGGACGAAGCUACCAACACACACCCUGCCUGGAUGGAAAACCCCUAUACUAAGGUGGACACAGUAGCAGCUGACUUCCUGCUUCGUAGGGGCGGAGAGAGGAAGUCCAACGUGAAGACUCUCAGGAUUAGCCGGUUGACCAAAAGGGGCGUGUACCUAGCCUUCCAGGCACAGGGAGUCUGCAUGGCCUUAUUGGCUGUCAGGGUGUAUUUUAAGAAGUGCCCCACCCUGACGCGUUCCUUCUCCCGAUUCCCUGAGACUGUUCCACAUACCUUGGUGGAGGGGGCUCAAGGAGAGUGUGUAGACAACGCCGUGACCCCCCCGGGCGAGCUGGCACGCCCUCCCAGCAUGCUGUGCGGUGAGGACGGACAGUGGGUCGGUCAGCCGGCCACUGCCUGCGCCUGUCGGCCAGGGUAUGAAGCUACAGACACAGACCUCCGAUGCAAAGCUUGUCCAGGUGGUCAGUAUAAGGCAGGGCCAGGAGUCGGUGGGUGUGUCCUGUGUCCGACCAAUAGCAACACUUUGGUAACAGGCUCCGCCUACUGCCUCUGUCGUCCUGGUUACCACAGAGCAGAUUCCGACCCCACACACACACCCUGCACACGCCCCCCCUCAGCGCCCCGCUCCAUUGUAACCCAGAUCAACGACACCAUGGUGACGUUAGAGUGGUCGGAACCUUUGGAACGCGGUGGCCGUGGAGACCUGACCUACAGCGUGGGGUGUGUCCGCUGUGGCGCCUCCCCUCAGAGGGCAUGUCUUCCCUGUGAAGAGGGCGUGUCCUAUCGCCCCAGCCAGCACGGCCUAUCACAGCGCAGGGUGGUCAUCCGCGGGCUCCUCCCACACACCACCUACACCUUCACGGUUCAGUCAGAGAACGGCGUCUCACAGCUCAGCCUAUCGGAACCCUCCGUGGAAAGGGUCAAUAUCACAACCAGCCGAGACGUCCCAGCCCCGGUCUCAGGUAUAAGAAGGACCAAGGCAUCAGAGAACAGUCUGACUCUACAGUGGAACAGUCUCCAAAACACACACUACACUGUCCUGGAGUACCAGCUACGAUACUGCCCCAAGGACGGUCCAGAGUCUGGUCAGUGGCAGUAUGUAACCAGCGUGGUCAGUAGUGUUGUGGUCAGUAACCUCCAGAGGUCUACUAGUUACCAGGUGCAGGUCAGAGCCAGGACCAUGGCUGGAUACAGCAACUUCUCCCCAGCCUCGACCUUCACCACCCUGCCUGACAAGGUAGAGGCCCACUCUCAGCUGAUGGUGACAGGCGUUCUGGUUGCCAUGGGGAUACUCCUCCUUAUUACCGCGGUGAUCAUUGCUGGAUACUGCUACUG
Molecule: messenger RNA, 2576 nt
Organism: Oncorhynchus kisutch (coho salmon)
Lineage: Eukaryota; Metazoa; Chordata; Actinopteri; Salmoniformes; Salmonidae
Product: ephrin type-B receptor 4b
Biological process (GO): axon guidance; protein phosphorylation; ephrin receptor signaling pathway
Cellular component (GO): plasma membrane; dendrite
Molecular function (GO): transmembrane-ephrin receptor activity; protein binding
Source: RefSeq, a predicted model, not a curated record